Molecule: messenger RNA, 1556 nt
Organism: Ctenopharyngodon idella (grass carp)
Lineage: Eukaryota; Metazoa; Chordata; Actinopteri; Cypriniformes; Xenocyprididae
Product: trypsin I-P1-like
Exons: 6
Coding region: 99-1055 (318 amino acids)
Biological process (GO): proteolysis
Molecular function (GO): serine-type endopeptidase activity
Source: RefSeq, a predicted model, not a curated record
GGCAGAGAACACUUGAUGAACGUGGCAGUACCUGCUUUUACUUCUCUUUAUCCUGACAGCUGAAGAAACAGCAGUCUGAACCAGACCAGAACAUAAGUAUGAAGUUUAACACAGCUUUGAGUGUUGUUGGGACCAUACUUCUCAGCAUAGCAGGUUCCCUCUGCCAGUUAGAUGUGUGUGGUCGAGCCCCCCUCAAUGUCAGGAUUGUUGGAGGAGAGGAUGCGACGGCAGGAUCCUGGCCUUGGCAAGUCAGGAUUCAUGUCCAUGACUAUUUGUGUGGUGGGACUCUGAUCAAUAAAGACUGGGUUUUAUCUGCAGCUCACUGCUUCGAAGAGUCUAGCGAUAUCAGUGAUCCUGACAUUGUGAUGUACUUUGGGCAUUUGAACCAAUCCGGCUCAAACCCUCAUGAGAUAAUCAGGACAGCGAGUCGAAUCAUCAGACAUAGUAACUAUAACGAUCAGCCCAACAACAAUGACAUAGCACUGGUCCAGCUCAACUCGUCUGUGCCUUUCUCUGAUUACAUUAAGCCGGUCUGUCUGGCGGCGGCUGGUAGUGUAUUUUCUGCAGGUACAGAGAGCUGGGUCACUGGAUGGGGCACGCUACAAUCUGGAGAUACCGAUCUUCCAAAUACACUGCAGGAGGUGAUGAUACCCAUUGUGAGCAACAGUGACUGUUAUAAAGCUUAUGGAGGGAUCAACAUAAGCAUCACAAGCAAUAUGAUUUGUGCUGGAUUGUUAAAUAAGGGAGGAAAAGAUUCAUGUCAGGGAGACUCUGGAGGUCCAAUGGUCAGUAAGAAAGACUCUCUGUGGAUUCAGUCCGGCAUUGUGAGUUUUGGUAAAGGAUGUGCUCUCCCUAAAUAUCCUGGCGUGUACACCAGAGUCUCUCAGUACCAGAACUGGAUCAAGUCUUACAUGGGCAGCAACCCACCUGGAUUUGUUGAAUUCAAUCCAACAUCCAACUCCAACUUUGGAAGCGCACCCAACCUCCUCUUAUUUUCCCUUUCUCUCACGUUCUCCAUCCUUCCUUUCACCUUCUCCCUCUAUCUCUCUUCCUAAAGAUUGAUUGAACAGAAACUCUCAGGGUUCUUUAAUGAAGAGGACAGAUGUGCUGUACAUGUUAUUUAUAUUGUCAUUUAUUCUUUAUCUUUUUAAAAAAUUUAAUUCAUGAAAAGCUCUCUCAUUGACAUUAUAAGAGCAUACACUAAUGAAGUUCGUGCUUCUGUACUCUGAGAUUCAGCAUGAUUUCAUAAAUAGUAGAGAUGGACCAAUAUUGAUUUUUUAAAAAAAUAACAAACCAUUUAUUUUCAUGUUUAUAUGUCUGAUAACCAGCAUAACUGAUACAGGGUCUGGAGCUCUGCAUUGGAUCCUGCUUGUUGAAAAUGUAAUUAUCUUUCUGUAUUUCUGUAUCUUUAUGUAAAUAUCUAAUCAAUUACCAUGUUGUAGUCACACUGUCUAAGAAUAAACACAAAAGAAGGAACUGACUUUGGGAAUGCUCUCUCUCUCUCUCUCUCUCUCUCUCUCUUCAUACUGUCUUAAUGUUUUUAUGUAAACCCUGAU